AUGUCCAAGUACGGCACCAUCCCCACCUCCUCCUCCGCAGGCGGCGGGGCGCCCCUCGGCGGCGCCUCCCCGCUCGACUUCAUCUCCCGGGCCAAGGCCCGGGGCGCCUCGGCGCUGGCGACGCGCCGGCCCUGGCGCGAGCUCGCGGACGUCCACGCCGUCGGCCUGCCCCCGAGCCUCGGCGACGCGUACCUCCGCGUGCGCGCCAACCUCGCCCACUUCGCCAUGAACUACGCCAUCGUCGUCCUCGUCGUCGUCUUCCUCUCCCUCCUCUGGCACCCCGUCUCCCUCAUCGUCUUCCUCGUCUGCAUGCUCGCCUGGCUCGUCCUCUUCUUCCUCCGCGACGAGCCCCUCGUCCUCUUCGGCCGCGUCGUCGCCGACGGCUACGUCCUCGCCGUGCUCGCCGUCGUCACGCUCGGCCUCCUCCUCCUCACAGACGCCACCGCCAACAUCCUCUCCUCACUGAGCGUCGGCCUCGUCCUCGUCCUCCUGCACGCCGCGCUGCACAAGGCGGAGGACAACGCCACCGACGAGGUCGACCGCUGGUACGCGCCGGUGUCACAGCAGCCCUCGCACUAG
Messenger RNA from Miscanthus lutarioriparius, 579 nucleotides. The record is from the annotation of a GenBank genome assembly. Lineage: Eukaryota; Viridiplantae; Streptophyta; Magnoliopsida; Poales; Poaceae.